AUGGCUUCCAGCGUUCCCGCCGCUCACUCUCUGGACGGACUCGCUGGACCGCCGCUGAUUGGAUAUUUCUUCAGUUGGGCUCUUCUCGGCGUACUCAACGUUCAAAUCUAUCUAUACUAUGUCAAGUUCCGAAAGGAUCCUGUUCUCCUGCAAUGUCUAGCCCUUGAAUGGAUCCAGACAAUACUUCUGACCGUCGAUGCGUUUCAAUCAUUUGUCUAUCACUACGGCGACGCAGCCGCGUUGACGAGCAAGGACCGCCCUGGGUGGUACUCGCUUCCCGUUCUCUGUGGCUUAGUCUCGACGCCCGUACAAUGGUAUUUCGCUUGGCGCAUCUGGAGAUUGUUCAAGACCAUCGCUCUUUGUGGCACGAUUUGUUUUCUUUCUCUUGUCCAAUUGAUUUUUGGCAUCGUCAUUACGACAGGUGUCCAGCUCAAGGACGUGUCUACCACCAGCGAAAUUGGAUUCUCGAAGACUGCAUUGGCGUUUGACUGCGUAUUCCUUGGGGUUAGUGCCCUUGCUGAUCUGAUCAUCGCCGUGGCAAUGACCAUCUUGCUAUUGAAAUUGAAGACCGGCAUGCUCAAGACGGAUAUGAUGAUCAACAAGGUCAUCCAGUUCGGCGUUGAGACCGGUACUCUGACUGCUAGUGUCGCGAUCAUUGGCCUGAUCCUGGCCAUGGGUUGUCCGGGCAAGCUAUACUACUACCCUGUGAUAUACAUUUUGAGCAAGUUAUACGCGAACACGUUCAUCACCAACCUCCUCAACCGUUCCACAAACCGCACAACACCAAACCCCAGCGAUGCGAUUCGUCGUGUCAGCUUGGCCGGAGAUACGCUACAAGUGGACAUGGAGACGAUCGGAGAUGGUAUCCCUUUGGGAAAGACUGCACGUUGA
Messenger RNA from Rhodofomes roseus, 891 nucleotides. RefSeq lists its product as uncharacterized. The coding region runs from base 1 to 891 and encodes 296 amino acids. The transcript has 14 exons. NCBI's taxonomy places the organism in Eukaryota, Fungi, Basidiomycota, Agaricomycetes, Polyporales, Fomitopsidaceae. The record is from RefSeq and is a predicted model, not a curated record.